AUGAUGCAAAUUGGCUCAACACUUCCGGCGAAUAACCUCCACCUUUUUCAGGCGAGACGUGCCAGUUUCAACUGUUCAGGUUCACCAUUGAACCCAUUGAAUAGGCCUCAAGUUCAAGCACAAAAUGCAAAUCCUGUAGCUUCAACUGAGGUGACAAAAAAGCAUCUGUCCAACCUUGAAAAACUGCUGCAAAAGCAGGCUCCUGAUCAAGAACCGGUUCAGAAAGAAUCCGGUUCUGUUCCGUCGUUGGAAAACAAAGCAAAGGGACUGUUAGAAGGAUUGAACUUGGCCAGAGUUUGGCCAGGGAAGAAAGCCAUCGAGGAAAUGUCGCCGCGCCAUUUAAAUAGGCUGCAGAGGCUGUUGUCUAAGUCGGCGGAAUAUUCUCCGAGGAACAAUCUCGGUAGCCGGUGGCGCGAGUAUCAUGGAAGUCGUGACUGGGAGGGCCUAUUGGACCCUCUCGACGAGAAUCUCCGGCGAGAGAUUGUCCGGUAUGGGGAGUUCAUUCAGGCGGCUUAUCAUUGUUUCCAUUCUGAUCCUGCCACGUCAGCAGACGAGGCGCCAUGGCCGCGGCACGUGGUUCUUCCUGAUAGGUCCUAUAAAGUGACAAAGAGCCUUUAUGCCACGUCAUCUAUCGGGUUGCCCAAAUGGGUGGAUGAUGUAGCGCCGGAUCUUGAAUGGAUGACCCAACGAUCAAGCUGGAUAGGGUAUGUGGCAGUGUGUGAUGACAAGAGAGAAAUUCAAAGGAUGGGAAGGAGGGACAUCGUGAUAGCUUUACGUGGUACGGCUACAUGUCUUGAGUGGGGCGAAAACUUUAGGAAUCUACUUGUUCCGAUGUCAGAAGAAAAAGAUGACACCGAAGCACAAUCCAAAGUAGAAUGUGGAUUUUUGAGUCUAUUCAAGACACAUGGAGCUCACGUAGAAAGUUUAGCCCAAUCAGUAGUCGAAGAAGUUCAAAGAUUACUCGAGAAGUAUAAAGGUGAGACACUAAGCAUCACCAUCACGGGGCACAGCCUUGGGGCGGCCUUAGCUUUGUUGGUGGGGGAUGAAUUAAGUUCAUGUUCAAUCAAUAUGCCACCGGUGUCUGUCUUCUCCUUUGGAGGUCCUCGAGUUGGGAACCGAGGCUUUGCCAACCAUCUAAAUGCCAAAAACGUGAAGGUCCUACGAAUUGUUAAUUCACAAGACAUAAUCACUCGGGUACCCGGCAUGUUUGUGAGCGAAGAGCUCGACAAACAAUUGAGGGGCUCGGGAGCCUCAGCAGUGCUUAACAUGCUAGACAAUAGUAUGCCAUGGGCAUAUGCACACGUUGGAACUGAAUUAAAAGUAGAUACCAAAAUGUCUCCUUUCUUGAAGCCCAAUGCGGAUGUAGCAUGUUGCCAUGACCUGGAAGCAUACCUGCACUUAGUGGACGGGUUCAUGGCAUCUAAUUGCCCAUUUCGAGCCAAUGCCAAGAGAAGCCUGUGGAAGUUGCUGAAUGAGCAAAGAUCCAAUGUGAAAAUGCUCUACACCAAUAAGGCCAAGUCAUUGAGCUUGAAUAUGGACAGAGAUACCAUGAAUAUGUCUAGUUGUUUGCCGAGCCCAUCUUCAUAA
Fraxinus pennsylvanica is the source of this 1587-nucleotide messenger RNA. NCBI's taxonomy places the organism in Eukaryota, Viridiplantae, Streptophyta, Magnoliopsida, Lamiales, Oleaceae. The record is from the annotation of a GenBank genome assembly.